AUGGGCUAUCGCUUUGUCCAUAUCUAUGAGAAAUAUUCUUGGAUACCCGUCGCCAUCAUUUUCUUCAUAUACCUUGGAGAGAUCGCUCGAUACUGCGUCAGCGGCCCAUGGGGCGGCACGGGCCCAACCGAAGCUGCUAAUGUCCUGUCUUUCGGUGCUGCUAUCGCCGGAUUCGCCCUUGGUUGGACCUCCCUCGCCGCGGAUUACACCGUCCGGAUGCCAGAGGACAUGCCCACUUGGAAAAUAUUCUUCUGGACGUACCUCGGGUUGAACAUUCCGCUCAUCCUCGUUGAGGCGCUUGGUGCGGCUGCCAUGACGACCUUCACUGCCAAGACCACCUGGGGAGACGCGUACGCGGAAAACUCCAUCGGCGGGCUGCUCGGCGCAGGGCUGUCGGGGCCCAUGGGCGGAUUCGGCGGGUUCCUGCUCGUUAUCAUUUCGCUGUCGAUUGUCGCGAACAACAUUCCGAACAUCUACUCGCUCGCGCUCACGUUCCAGAACAUCCACCCGUACGCACAGGCCAUCCCGCGUGUGUUCAUCGUCCUCGUCGGCAGCGCGAUCUACAUCGUGCUCGCCAUCGUCGGCGCGUCCCACUUCGAGGAGUGGCUCGACACGCUGCUCACGAUCCUGUCGUACUGGCUUGCGAUAUUCACCACAAUUCUGCUUGAGGAACACUUUAUCUUCCGCAGAGGAAAGUGGUCGAACUAUGAGCCGGAUGAGUACAACAAUUGGCGCAAGCUCCCGCUCGGCAUUGCAUCGCUGAUCGCUCUCAGUAUCGGUGUCGGUGGUGCGGUUCUCGGUAUGGCGCAGGUCUGGUAUAUUGGCCAUAUCGCGCGACAUAUCGGCAAUCCCAUGUAUGGCGGAGACAUUGGCUUCGAGCUCAGCUGCGCAUUCACUGCUAUCGUGUUCCCGCCAUUGCGGUAUAUUGAGAAGAGGUAUUGGGGAUACUAG
Molecule: messenger RNA, 951 nt
Organism: Fibroporia radiculosa
Lineage: Eukaryota; Fungi; Basidiomycota; Agaricomycetes; Polyporales; Fibroporiaceae
Exons: 4
Coding region: 1-951 (316 amino acids)
Biological process (GO): transmembrane transport
Cellular component (GO): fungal-type vacuole membrane; plasma membrane
Molecular function (GO): transmembrane transporter activity
Source: RefSeq, a predicted model, not a curated record